Prunus persica (peach) is the source of this 2029-nucleotide messenger RNA. RefSeq names its product fatty-acid-binding protein 2. Gene Ontology annotation, cellular component: chloroplast stroma. NCBI's taxonomy places the organism in Eukaryota, Viridiplantae, Streptophyta, Magnoliopsida, Rosales, Rosaceae. Gene Ontology annotation, molecular function: intramolecular lyase activity; fatty acid binding. Bases 350 to 1627 code for a protein of 425 amino acids. The transcript has 11 exons. The record is from RefSeq and is a predicted model, not a curated record.
UUCUGCCGAAAAUAUUUUUUCCUUUCUGUUUUUCCAUUUUUGACCCGGGAAAGCUUUUGAAUCAACUGUGACUUGUUCCCGUUUCGUACCCGAAGCAUAUUCCUUUCUCUUUCGUCCACUUUCUUCCUGAAUUACACGGAAAAAACCAAACUUUUUAAUGCAGAAGAAACAGUGAAGAUCAAAUUGAAACCAAUUGAUCUCGAGUCUCGACCCAGAAGCUCGCUCGUUACAAAUUUGCAAUCCCAGGUGUAUCGUAUCGUAUUUAUCUUGAUUUAUGUCUUAAACUCAAAUUUUCUGUUGAGGAAGGUUUAAGUGCCAAUUCAGGUAGAAUUAUAGGACAUAGAAAAACAUGAAGAUUAAGCGGUUUGGGUUCAUGGAUCUUGAUGAAGGGUCUCCACACAACUUUCCUGUUGAGCCUCUCAUUUUGCAUAGUUUUCGGGGUCAUAUGUUUUCACAGAUCGGUUCGUUUAUGGACAAUUCAUUGCACCAGUGUAGAUACUUUCAUGUCCCUGGAAGUUUAGCUCUCGAAGGAGCAUUUAAUCACAUUUCUAAGCUUGCUGGUGCUUUACUAUGUUUCUUCUCUUGUGGGCCCAAUACAAAUGCUACUAGAGAGAUGGAGGGUAAUUGGCAUGGUUCUCAACCCGGAUGCUCCAGAUCUUCACAUGUUAAACUUAUUACUUCUGGUGGACAAAAUCUUAUAGGAUUUCACUUCGGUUUUGCAUCAAAAGGAGAAUCUGCUAACUUAGUGCUUUUUGGUAAGAUUUCGGCUUUUGUAAUGCAAUUCCUACAAAGAGAAGCUGAAAAGCUACAUUCACAUCCCAUGCUCUCGUUAGCUUCUGGACUUGUACCACCUUUUGGCAGCUUAUCUUCAAAUGCACUAGCUGUUCCAGUGGAGAAUACUGAUACCAUGGAUCAAAGGCCGUGUGAGGUUGGACAUCAAGGAUGCGCAGGAUUGCCAUUUCCUGACUUGAACUGGAGAAGACAUGCAGUGGAGCCUAGAACUGGCAUUGAGUUUCCUAUGAUCUUGGACAAUAUUUUAACAGGAAAUAAUAAUUCCAGUUUAAGUUCUGAGGUCCUUGUGGGAACUGGAUCCAGAACAAUGAAAAUAAUUAAAAUAAAAUCUCUGAAGAUCUAUGCGUUUGGUUUUUAUGUUCAUCCUAACUCUGUUUGCAAGAAAUUGGGGUCAAAAUAUGCUUCUAUUUCAGUAGACGAACUAAACAAACGCCGUGAUUUUUAUGAGGAUCUUCUCAGGGCAGAUAUUGAUAUGACAGUUAGGCUUGUGGUUAGUUGCAAUGGGAUGAAAAUCAAUACUGUGAGAGAUGCCUUUGAGAAAUCCCUUCGAGCCCGAUUGGUGAAGACAAACCCAGAGACUGACUUCCAUUGCAUAACAACAUUCGGUUCAAACUUCACACAAGAUAUUCCGUUGCCAGCGGGAACAACGAUUGAUUUUCAACGAACAGCUGAUGGAAAAUUAAUUACCAAAAUUGAAGGUAAUCAGAUUGGAGCAGUCCACAGCAAGGAUCUGUGCAGGGCUUUCUUUGACAUGUACCUCGGAGAUCUACCCGUGUCGGAGCAAAGUAAAGAAGAGAUUGGCAGAAAUGUUGCUAAUAUUAUUAGACGUUGCUGAAAUGGUUCAUUCGUCUCCAUUGCCUCACUUUUUUAAAAGGGCAAGUGGUUGUUGAUGCGGCAAAAUUGCCUGCUGCUCAGCUGUGUUAUACAUUCGAGUGCACUCAAGCUCAACAGUGUCGGAUGUCAAAGACGUCAAUGUGGCCGAAAAGCAUUACAAGGGCAAUCAGUGAGCUUGCUGCAAAAGAUUUAAGGCUUGGCUGGGGUCUCGCGGCCUCUUAGAUUAGUUUUCUUGUUAGUGUGCCAUUCUUUGUAGCUAUUUUCUGGUGAUUUGCAUAUGAUAGAUUUACAGUCCCUACAAAUCAUCAGCUUCCCAGUGUAGCAACUGCAAGUAUAAAUUGCAUACGAACAUCUUUUGGUUUAACAGUAUAUACAUCUCACUAUUAACUUAUUGUUUCCUUCA